Messenger RNA from Lycium barbarum (goji berry), 399 nucleotides. RefSeq lists its product as uncharacterized. NCBI's taxonomy places the organism in Eukaryota, Viridiplantae, Streptophyta, Magnoliopsida, Solanales, Solanaceae. The record is from RefSeq and is a predicted model, not a curated record. The transcript has a single exon. Bases 1 to 399 code for a protein of 132 amino acids.
AUGCGACGUCGCGAGCUAGAGUUUGCAAUAGGUGACAAGGUGUUCCUAAAGGUGUCACGAAUGAAAGGAGUUGUGCAGUUUGGUAGUAAGGGUAAGCUUAGCCCUCGUUUUAUUGGUCCAUACAAGAUUUUGAGAAGAAUUGGGAAAGUGGCUUACGAGUUGAAGUUACCAUCUGAGAUGGCUAUGGUACACCCUGUGUUUCACAUUUCGAUAUUGAGGUUGUACAAGCCUGACCCUUCUCAUGUCUUGAAUCACGACGAGAUUGAAAUCAAUGAAGGGUUGUCUUAUGAAGAGGAACCUGUGCAAGUCUUAGAUUGUCAAGUUAGGAGGUUGAGAACGAAAGAUAUGGCUUCGGUUAAAGUCCUGUGGCGUAAUCAUAAUAUUGAAGAAGCUACUUAG